CCAUAUGUGUUGCUAGAGACCUGAAAUUCUCAAGUAUUUUUUUUAGUAUUUCUGUGAAUGGUGAUGAAUCAUUUGUUACAUUUAUCAUUCAUAUUAUUAUUUAUCAUUCAAAGAAUAUGAUUAUAUUUACAGUCUCCGGCUACCUUAAUUAGUCUUCUCUAGUUAAAGGAUUAAGGUUAUCAUUAGCAUAUAAUUGGUACUAUAUAACCUUCUACAAAACUGUUGACAGAGCUUAAGAUCUCUCUGGCUCUGCUUUACUAUUCUCUUUUAUAAUUGCUGUCAUAAAAAGUAAAAGAUUUGAAAAUGAGGACGUUACAUUGACAAAGCAAAUUUAAUUUUGCUUAGCCACUAAGAAGCUUUUUAUAACUUUAGUAAAGAAGAGAGUAUUAUAUAAAGAAGAUGUCUAUCACAACUUACUCUUCCCCUCCUCUUUUUUUUCCCACCAAAUUUCAUAUACAGAAAAAAAUGGAUGGUCACACAGCUAAAGACACUGGUAUGAAGAGAAGUGCUUCUGAGUUGGCUCUACAAGAGUAUCUCACUAAGGUCAUGUCUACUUCUUCUGCUUUAUCAAGACAAGAAUCUACAAGCCCUCUAGAACCUUCUUUUGAUCUCAAGAACCAGGAUCACACUGGUGAGUUACGAGAUAGACAUUUGUUAUCUGAGACCUUGUUUCCAGCUGGAGUUUUACUUGAUGCACAGUCCUCGAUUUGCAAAAACCUGUCAGCUGAUAGUCCAGUGUCAGCUAAUAAACCUGAGGUAAGGAGGAGAGCUCAGAGAACCACGAGUGUAUCUUCUCAUGGUCACUCUGAUGAAGAAGAUGCAGAGACAGAAGCUGGCCAAUCUGAAAUGACUAAUGAUCCCAAUCAUCUAAAACGUAUGAGAAGGAUGUAUUCAAAUAGAGAAUCAGCAAGGCGGUCAAGGAGGAGGAAGCAAGAACACUUGGCAGAUCUUGAAUCUCAGGUUGAUUCUUUGAAAGGAGAGAACACAACACUGUAUAAGCAACUCAUUGACGCAACACAACUGUUUCGUAGUGCUGGAACAAAUAACAGAAUCCUCAAAUCAGAUGUUGAAACUCUCAGAAUCAAGGUGAAACUAGCAGAAGAUUUGGUAGCUAGAGGGUCUCUCACUAGUAGCUUGAAUCAACUUCUGCAAACUCAUCUAAGUCCACCAACACAGUCCAUCAACAGUCUGCACUACACAGGAAGUACCUCACCUGCCGUUACAGUCCUCAGCGACCAAUCUAUGUUCGCUGGAAUCACACUUUCUGGACAGAACUCAAGCCCUGGACUUGGUAAUGUAUCCAGCGAAGCUGUUAGCUGCGUCUCAGACAUCUGGCCAUGAGCCUCUUCUUCACAUGUAACGGUCACUCUGAAAUUUUCAUGUAUGUGUAUCACUAUAAAACUAGAAACAUUUAAUGAAAUCCACAUAUUCGUUAUUGAACUCAAGUUUCUUUUA
Molecule: messenger RNA, 1455 nt
Organism: Brassica rapa (field mustard)
Lineage: Eukaryota; Viridiplantae; Streptophyta; Magnoliopsida; Brassicales; Brassicaceae
Product: basic leucine zipper 9
Biological process (GO): regulation of DNA-templated transcription
Molecular function (GO): DNA-binding transcription factor activity
Source: RefSeq, a predicted model, not a curated record